This is a messenger RNA of Vavraia culicis subsp. floridensis, 2479 nucleotides long. RefSeq lists its product as uncharacterized. The transcript has a single exon. Gene Ontology annotation, biological process: UDP-N-acetylglucosamine biosynthetic process; carbohydrate metabolic process. The record is from RefSeq and is a predicted model, not a curated record. Lineage: Eukaryota; Fungi; Microsporidia; Pleistophoridae. The coding region runs from base 37 to 1665 and encodes 542 amino acids. Gene Ontology annotation, molecular function: phosphoacetylglucosamine mutase activity.
CCGUAACCCUUAUUUAUAAAUUUUAUCGCACCCCUCAUGGACAUAAAAUCCUUACUAACAAAGAAUCUCCCCUCAACACUAAAGAAGCCUUCAUCAACCCUACACUACGGCACAUCGGGAUACCGUGACAUUCCAUCAAAACUGCCCAUCUCCCGCACAACUCUAUGUGCAUACAUGCGCUCAUCAACCCUGGCCGGCAAGUACAUAGGCAUUCUGCUCACCGCCAGCCACAACCAUGCACGUGAUAACGGCAUCAAGCUGGUGGACCACAACGGUGAAAUGUUCGAUCAUACCUGGGAGACCAUCGUGAACAAAAUCGUAAACUGUGAAGACAACACGUUCUACAGCGAGCUGAACAAGGUGCACAGGAACUACGGCAAUUUUAGACAGUUUGGUGAUGGACCAAAGGCAAAUAUUAUGGUGGGAAGGGAUACGCGGGAGAGCGGUGUUAAGCUGGUUGAGGAGAUUGUGGAGUUGAUGGGCAAUUUUAACUGCUCGGUUGUGGAUUAUGGCGUGGUCAGCACGCCACAGCUGCACUACCUGGUGGCAUGCAGCAACAAACUCAAUAUGUUGGUGGAGAAGGAGAGGUACUUUGAUAUGUUCGUCGAUUUUAUACGUUUUGCAGAUCUGAGGGAGAAGGUGAAGGUUGAUACGUCCAAUGGUGUGGCGGGGUACGUGCUCAGCGGUAUUAAUGAGCGUUUGUGUGCGGUGGGGUACUUUGAUGAUGGGAAGGAGACUGGCAGUGAAAAUACGGCGAAGCAAUUCGAUGACGAGAAAGAGCAUGGCAGUGCAAAUGCGUGUGAGAAGGAACACGGCACGGAUAUGAAGCAGGAACUGUUCGUUAUUACGAACAAGGAUGGUGAGGUGAAUGAUCGGUGCGGUGCACAGUACAUCCAGUACGAAAAGGAAGUGCCCUGUCACUUGGAGAAUGCGAAGGGCCUGUACGCAUCCUUUGAUGGUGACAUGGACCGUUUCAUAUACUUUACAGUCAACGAUGGACUGACGUACAUGGAUGGAGACAGACAGGCAAGCAUCCUUGUGCGGUACCUGAGCGAGAAGGUGAACUGCAGAAUAGGAUGCGUGCUGAGUGAUUACAGCAACAGUGCAGCGGUGAAUUACGUUGGAAAGUAUUGCGAGGCUGUCAGGGUGAGAACAGGCAUAAAAAACUUCAUCAAGAAGAGCAAGGAGUACGACAUAGGCGUGUACAACGAGCCGAAUGGGCACGGUGGCAUAUUCUUCGGCAAGGAAGAUAUAGGAGACGAGGAGAUCAACAAGAUCAUAGAGAUGUAUAGAGACUGCGUUGCCGAUCCUCUGGCCAAUUUUCUACUGCUCGAGUACCUGCGCAAAACACGACCUGCUCUCUUUGAGGACACGUACGUGCCCUUUCCCUCCAGGAUGUUGCAGGUGUCUGUGGCAGAUCCAACGGUGGUGGUCAACUCAGAGAACCUUGAUGUGCUUGAACCCGUUGCCUUGAAGAACGUGAUCGGCAACAUCAUGAAGAACGAGAAGGGCAAAGUUUUUGUACGGCCCUCCGGAACAGAGAACGUUAUAAGAAUAUUCUGUGAGGCAAAGGACAACGUAGAUGUAAUGUGCCUUACGGUAGCACAGGCUGUUUACGAUAUAUGUGGCGGUGUUGGUAAACAUCCUGAGAUCAGCUAUGUUUGAUAAAAUCCGUUUUUGGUCUAAGCUCCGUUGCCUUACCUCAUUUUGUGUUGUAAACGGUUCAUUUUGUAUUAAAGUUGCGCGUGCGCAUUGUUCCUGCUCUUACGAUUGCUAUAAAGGACAGCAAUGUGCUUUUUAUGCAUAAAUGCACAUUGUUACUGCUCUAACGGUUAUGCUAUGAACACGCCUUUGAUUCUUGGCAGCUGUCAGUUCAUGCAUUUGUGCUGCAAGCCGAUUUAUUGGGUGUGGCUUUUUCAGGUCAUGCAAUUUUCUGUUUUGUUCUUAUGAACUUUCCUUUUUGGUGUGCACAAUGGUUUUUAUUGGUAGCCUUUUUUCAAAGUGUAUCUGCCGAAUUGGACCAUUGUUUGUUUGCAAGAAGUGUUUUUGGGCUUAUACGCUCGUUCAGCUGCAUAUCAUGUUUAGUUGACUUAUCUCUCAGGACUUCUGCAUCAGCCAUGGUCAAAUGCAUUACAUAUUCAUGCAUCUGCAUAAAUACACCCCUUUUACUCGUAUCCAUUUAUGCAUUUCUAUGCUAUGUUCUUAUAUCCAAUCAGUACUAUCUUUGCUCGCCAUGAAUAGGAUCCUUUCUCCGUAUCAACAAUCUUCUAUUUUUUAACACAAGUAUUUCAGCAGAAUUGACCGUUUCCCCAUAAUUUUUACAAAUGUCCCCCUGUACGUCGUACCAAACGAUGUUUCAACGCAUCGAUCAAUGUACCAAGUAUACAUGCUGCGAUUAUGUUUGGAAUUGUUCAAGAUUUUCUUCAUUUAUCAUUCAUUAUGCGUUCUUACACAUUUUUAUGCAUGAUUGUUCCAAUAA